Molecule: messenger RNA, 1089 nt
Organism: Marasmius oreades (fairy-ring Marasmius)
Lineage: Eukaryota; Fungi; Basidiomycota; Agaricomycetes; Agaricales; Marasmiaceae
Exons: 8
Coding region: 1-1089 (362 amino acids)
Cellular component (GO): Set1C/COMPASS complex
Molecular function (GO): histone binding
Source: RefSeq, a predicted model, not a curated record
AUGGAUCCCCUUGAGGGAAUGGAUGAUUCCUCGACGGAUGAUGAUAAUACCUCUCAAACUACUGAGGACGACCCUCAAGUCCCGGAUCACAGUGCUCAAGCACCUCCGGCGCCAGCACCCCAACCGUCAACAUCGACCACAUCGUCUACAACGUCUACAAUACCAGCACGAGAACGACCACAAUACCAGCUCAAGCAUGUCAUUUCGGGUCACACAAUGUCAAUAUCUGCUGUCAAAUUUAGUCCGGAUGGAACGUUAUUAGCGUCUUGCGGAGCUGAAAACAUCGUCAAAAUUUGGAACCCAUUCACCGGCGAAUUGAUACGAAAUCUAUCUGGACAUACUGCUGGUCUUUCGGAUAUAUCUUGGUCCAACGAUAGCGUUUAUCUUGCUUCAGCAUCCGAUGAUACAACAGUUCGGAUAUGGGAAGUCGAUACCGGUGUUUGCCAUAAGCUGUUAAGAGGCCACACGAAAUGGGUGUUUUGUUUGAACUAUAACUCGACCGCUACGCUUUUGGUGUCUGGAGCGUGUGAUGGAGAUGUUAAGAUCUGGGAUACGAAAAGAGGAAAAUGCUUGAAGACCUUACACGCGCAUCUAGACUAUGUCACGGCAGUACACUUCAAUCGCGACUCGAGUCUCAUUGUCUCUUGCGCGUUGGAUGGGCUAAUCCGUAUCUGGAACACGACGAACGGACAAUGCCUCAAAACCCUCGCUGAAGGACAUGACGCCAUCUGUCAACAAGUACAGUUCUCACCGAAUUCCAAGUACAUUCUGUCUACCGCUCACGAUAGUGCCAUUCGGUUAUGGGACUAUCAAACUACGCGCUGUCUCAAAACCUAUACCGGGCACGUCAACGCCAAAUACUGCAUUUCGGCUUGUUUUAGUGUAACGGGAGGAAAAUGGAUCGUUGCUGGGAGCGAAGACCACAAAACAUACAUCUGGGAUCUACAAACACGCGAAGUUGUUCAAGUUUUAGAGGGGCACCAAGACGUCGUUGUAGCCGUGGCUACCCAUCCAGCAAGGAAUAUGAUUGCAACUGGUUCGAUUGACUCCGACCUGACCAUUCGGAUUUGGGAGGAUCAACGAAACUAA